Molecule: messenger RNA, 1680 nt
Organism: Penicillium salamii
Lineage: Eukaryota; Fungi; Ascomycota; Eurotiomycetes; Eurotiales; Aspergillaceae
Source: the annotation of a GenBank genome assembly
AUGCUAUCAUCCGAGCAAUUCAAUACAAGCGACUUCAGCAAAAGGUUCAAGUCGAGAUUUGGAGAAUCAAGCCACACAAGUGAGCGACUUCUGGAAGAAAACACUGUUCAAUUUCGUCGACCAAUCAAGGUUCCAAUUAUCGUAUCGCUUUACGCCUGCUGUUUGUUGGUUGCGUGGUCGAUAAUAUGCACGUUUAGCAGGUGCCUUCUAGUGCCGCUACCAAAAGAUUUCUACAAAAACACACAGCUCGGGACAUCCAAGCAAGAAGCAGAUGCUCAUGCUCAUAUCAAUAUCAACUUGCGUUGGUAUCGAACAGCCCGAGUACUCUGGGGAGUCGCCAGCAGAUAUCCUAAGCGGGGGCCUACUCUAAGACAGACUCUGACUCUCACAGACAGAGGAUGGACUAAUCCUUGUGUCAUCUUUUCUUUUUUCGGGCACUCCAGAAAAGAGUGUACAUCGUUCCUGUGGGUGGUUUUGUUAUUACACAUAGUGGGAGGAGUCAUCAAUCCCCUACAACAACUUCUUGUUGGCCAAGGGAUUGGUACAAUCGUCUUCCCCCCGACUGAAAUUAAAACAUUCCAUGAUAUCACGUCUCUGACCGACACCCAUUCACUCGCAUAUAGGGAUACAGGUGCCACGGUGGCUCGGCUGCGACCUACACUAGUCAAUGCACACACCAGCGGCACAUCUAAUUAUAUAUGGCAAGGGAAUAGUUCAUGCCACUUUAAUUCCUCCAAUAGCGAGACUCCAUCCUUAUUCAAAUGCCAACGGGCCACAGUCAAUUCUGUCCCAUACACUCCUUCAAAUGCCACGCUUGAUCUAUUCACGUCGCCUAUGGCACCCACGACAAACACGGGGAUGUUGCGACAGUUUGCACCGAGAAUGAACUCAUCCUUGUCAUGGACAGAUAUACAAAUCGAGGAUUUUCCUCGCAACUGCUCCCAGGGCAAUGGAUUUUUCCGAAACUAUACGUCUCCGAUAGAUGAAAACUCAGGACGAUAUUACAGUUUAAGUGUGUGCAUGCAAGGAAAUCUCAGUCACACACCGUUCAAACGUACCCGGAACAGACAGGACUUCAACGAGACCGUCUUCAUAUCCACGAACUAUUUUGCCGACGAAGCGACUCCGGGAAAUACAACGUGGAAAUUGACGUUAUCAUCGACUCUGGGAUACUUCGAACUCCCAAACAAGAAAAGAGGGGAAUCGUAUGGUCCACUGCUCGAUCAAGAUCCAUUGCUGAAUUGCACUCCUCCGCGUUGUAGUGGACAACAACCACCUACUUCCAGACCCCCCAAUUACGGAUAUGAUCAAAAUGGGAACUGGUAUCUCGAUCUGGUACCAAGCAAAGGGCCAUUGGCAGUCCUGACCCUGGCAUUUUUUGGAAACGACUCUUUUAUCGACACGCACAACGACAUCUCAGGUUCAUUCCACCGAGCGAAUGCACAAGACGAUGUCUGUUAUGGCUAUAACCCAUUGAGCCUGGUCAUGGGGGAAGACGAAGAGUGCUCGAGUGACAGUUCAUUUGGAGAUAGGGUUGCUACGUGGGUUAGUUAUUUUUCAAUGGCCGAAUAUGCAGUCAGUGCGCUCAGCCAAGCGUCUUUGAUUGCAAACCAUGCGAUUUUAGCAUCCGCUCGAGGUGGAGAAAAAUUGACAAUAUAUGAGAGAGGAAGUGUGGAUUAA